AUGAAGCAGAUAGGCCUGGAGUUGUGGAAGGUCGGCAACCAGGAGUGCUGGCAGGCCGGUGUGUCCUCUGUCUCUCAGGUGUGUCCUCUCUCCCCAGGUGUGUGGCUGAACGACCUGGUGCAGGUAGCAGCUCAUGAGAUUGGUCACGCUCUGGGGCUGUGGCACUCUAGAGACCCGCAGGCUCUGAUGCACCCGAACGCCACAUCCACCGGGCAGAGGAACGUGGCUCAGGACGACGUGUGGGGCAUCCGGAGGCUCUACGGCUGUCUGGAUAAGAAGAGGGUGUGUGAGCCGUGGGCUCGGCUGGGUUUCUGCGAGCGGCGGAGGACGUUCAUGAAGAAGAACUGUCCUCAGCGCUGUGACCUGUGCUACGAGCCAGUGGAGGAUAUUUCCACGCCGGCGCCGCCCGCCAACGUGAAGAUUAAAAUGGUUCCCCGAGGGAAGGUGGUGGGUUUCCGCUGUGGAAACAAAAACCUCCGAACUCCACCCAAAGUCAGCUGGUACAAAGACAACGAGCAGAUCCUGUCCUCUGUCCCCGGCUACAUCAUGAUGAAGGACCGAGACCUCCGCAUCGUGGCUAACGAGUUUAACGAGGGCGUGUACACCUGCCGGAUCCACCGGCGCGGCGAAGUCGUCUCAGCCAACUCCUGGUUAAUCCGGCUGAAACCAGAGCAGCCGUCCAACAGCUGAGGACGUCCGGGGGACGGAGGACAAAACAAAGAGAAGCUUUGACAUCAGAAGAGCAGAAAAUCACAUUCUGUCCCAGAGGGGGGUCUGGACCUCUGCAGGUGUGCUCUGUGGGAACAGGACCUCAUUCCCCUGUAGAAAGAGACGUGUGAUGUCCUUAUAAGCCCUGUGUCCUCUAAAGGUCCUGGUAGGACGUCAUGUGUCUGCUGUCGUCAUCUACAUCUCGUUGAGACGUCGUGUCCUCGCUAACAUCUCGUUGAGACGUCGUGUCCUCUCUGACCUCUCGUUGAGACGUCGUGUCCUCUCUAACCUCUCGUUGAGACGUCGUGUCCUCUCUAACCUCUCGUUGAGACGUCGUGUCCUCUCUGACCUCUCGUUGAGACAUCGUGUCCUCUCUAACCUCUCGUUGAGACGUCGUGUCCUCUCUAACCUCUCGUUGAGACGUCGUGUCCUCUCUGACCUCUCGUUGAGACGUCGUGUCCUCUCUAACCUCUCGUUGAGACGUGUCCUCUCUGACCUCUCGUUGAGACGUCGUGUCCUCUCUGACCUCUCGUUGAGACGUGUGUCUCUGACCUCUCGUUGAGACGUGUC
Messenger RNA from Notothenia coriiceps (black rockcod), 1278 nucleotides. RefSeq names its product matrix metallopeptidase 23bb (gene mmp23bb). Gene Ontology annotation, biological process: extracellular matrix organization; proteolysis; collagen catabolic process. The coding region runs from base 1 to 690 and encodes 229 amino acids. Gene Ontology annotation, cellular component: extracellular matrix. Gene Ontology annotation, molecular function: metalloendopeptidase activity; zinc ion binding. NCBI's taxonomy places the organism in Eukaryota, Metazoa, Chordata, Actinopteri, Perciformes, Nototheniidae. The record is from RefSeq and is a predicted model, not a curated record. The transcript has 5 exons.